AGGAAUAGGGAGAAAAGGAUACAGUGAUGUGACAUUAUUAAGGGUGUUGGUUGCAGAAACACUUUCCUCCGAUCACAAAGGAAUAGGGAGAAAAGGGCCCCAACGAGUCUAAAGAUUCCGAGUACGCGGCGCCCCAAGUUCAUACCUAAUCCGUCAUCCCCCACUUCAAAUUCCACUUAUACCCUCAUCAUUUCCUUUCCCUUUAAACCCAUCAUCAUUCCCUUUCAACAUCACAUUAUUCCCAACGAGUUGACACCGAUUCCACUCACCCAACCAUGAGCCGAUUCAGGCGAUUUGAGCUCAUCGAACAGCCACCUUUCUUCCCCUCAUGCUACUCUUCUCCCUUCCUCGUCCAAGACUCACUUUCUCUCGACCUCGACCUCGACCUGUUGCCAUUUCCCAGCCCCUUCGACGCUUUCGCAGAUCUGCUCCACGCGCCGUCGUUGGCUUACCGGCGCCUGGAGGGGCAGCUCGAUAAUGAGUUGCGCUUGCAGAGCCUCUCUGACCGCGUGGCCGAGCUGGAGUCGCGGUUCCACCGUGUGCUCGGCGGAGAUCGGAAGUACACGUGGACGGCGGAGAUCAAGGGAGCGGAGAAGAAUGGGUUCGAUAGGAAGUACAAGUGGGUAGCGGAGAUCGCUGAGGAAGAAGAGAAGAAGAAGAAGAAGAUGAAGAAGCAGGUGAAGGUGCCGAAGGAUAGGAACGUGACGUGGGAUGCUGAGGAAGAGGAGGAAAACAAGAAGAGGUUGCUGAAGGGUGUUGCCAAGAACGUGAAAUGGACGGCUGAGAUCACGGGAAAAGGGGAGAAGAGUGGGAGCUCGAGGAAGUACACGUUUCAGGUGCAGAGUGGGGAUGCUGAGAAGAAAAAGGAGAAGGAGAAGGAGAAGGAGAAGAAGAAGGGAAAUGGAUCGCGCAUUGUGGAGAUUCACGAGCCAAGUGGUCAUAGAGAUGUGGUUUUGAGACAGGCAUUUGCCAAGAGGUUCGGAGCUGUUCAAAAUGAGAGGGGCAAAAAGAAGGACUUGUCUCCUCAAGAUGCUGCAUUGUUGAUCCAGAUCAGCUUUAGAGCUUACUUGAUCCGUAGGUCAAAGGCUCUUCGUGCCCUUAGAGAACUGGCCAUUGCAAAAUCUAAAUUAAAGGAAAUCAGAGCCCAGUUCAAUAACUUUUCCUACCGACGUCAUGUAGCUUGUAAUGCGGAGGAACGCCAGCGAUUUUCUGAGAAAAUAAUUGUCUUGCUCCUUACUGUUGAUGCCAUUGAGGGAGCUGAUAUUAUGGUAAGAUCUGCCAAGAGGUCAAUGGUGGAUGAGCUGGAAGCAAUGCUUGAUGUGGUAGAUCCCCAGCCUGGUGGAAGAUCAGCAUCACUCUCCUCCUUCAAAAGAAGGACAUUUGAUAUGCCUGAUGGAGUCAUCCGGAAGGAAAUUGAAGAAGGGGUUGCACAGGUUGUGCAAAUGCUUGAAGAAGCAGAGAAUAGCAGCGAAGCAUGACUUUGAGAUCAAGAAAGUAAUAUUUUAUAUGUUUAUUUCGAGCUUUCCUUCUGCUGUUGUAGUUUGUUGGUAGAGACGUAUUUUAAUCUAGGAUUUCGAGACUCCUAAAUUAGGCUUUUCCUCCAAUGCUGUUUGUUUUGCUGAACUUUUGGCACAUUCUGGACGAAAAGAUUGGCUUGUGUUGGAGCUGUGUUAUUUUACUAUGACGAUUUAGAGAACCUUGUUCAUUUGUAUCUAUCCUUUAGUCUGCAGUAAAUAAGUUAGUCUCAAAUGCGAA
Glycine soja is the source of this 1755-nucleotide messenger RNA. RefSeq names its product BAG family molecular chaperone regulator 7-like. The transcript is spliced from 3 exons. The record is from RefSeq and is a predicted model, not a curated record. Gene Ontology annotation, biological process: protein folding. Gene Ontology annotation, molecular function: protein-folding chaperone binding. Bases 276 to 1478 code for a protein of 400 amino acids. Gene Ontology annotation, cellular component: plasmodesma. NCBI's taxonomy places the organism in Eukaryota, Viridiplantae, Streptophyta, Magnoliopsida, Fabales, Fabaceae.